AUGAUUAAACAGAAAAGAAAUGUUCUGUGUGUUGAUCACAUAUAAUUUAGUGUGUAAAACUGUAAAUACAUUACAAGACAACUUUGAUAACAUGUCUUAAGAUGUUUCAGGUUGUUGCGAAUAAUUUUUGUAGGAUGAUCCACUAAUGUUUUACCAAUAGAUUGUUAUAAGGUCACCUGGAUUUUGUAACUUGUAAAUAAUGUCUCUGGCUUCAUUUCUUAAAGAGUGUUUUUUUUUUUUAAACAUAUCUUACAUAGAUUGACAAAGGAUAUGAAGUAUAAUCAUGAUUUCAUGUCUGAAGUUGAAUUUUAAUCAAGUUUGACAGGAAGUCAAACUACUCGUAAUCUAUUUGUUUGUUUGAAUUUAUAUUAGUUUUUCAGGGGUUUUAAAAUGAAAAUUGUUUUCAACUUAAACUGAAAUGUUUGUACAUUUAAACAAUUAAUUUUAAGUUCAUGUAUUAUAAGACUACAUACCAUGUUUAUCUUAAGUUUCCCAAAACGGGGAUUGCUUGCAGCAAGUGAACCAAUGAACCAGUCUUUUGUAUAGCUACAUGUUGAUUCAGAAUGGCUGUUUAAAGAUUUAACAGAAGCAGUCAUGCUAAUCUGUAUGGGGAAAAAAUAUUCUGGGAUUAUAUUUGCUUUAAUUCAGGGAGGAGUAAUGAUGGAUUUUACAUGUUUGAGUGGCGCGAUGAUGGAUUUUACUUGUUUGAGUGGCGCAAUGAUGGAUUUUAUUUGUUUGGGAUUGGUGGAAUUUAGAUUUAACAUGAGCAAUGGAGGAAUUAUUAACUCGCACAGUAUUUGUAAUAAUUUGAUAUGUUUUGAUUUAAAGGAAUACAAGGUUACAUCUUGUUUGAUAUUAACUUGUUUGCUUUUAUACAUUUAAUAUAUUUACUUUACUGAUUACAUCAUGUAUUGUUGUCUUUGCUGACAAUAAUACACCUUAAUUUCUUCAUAUCUUUGACUACGACAGUGGAAUUUCUUUCCUUGCCUUUAUUUCACAAUUUAUCCGUAAUGUAAGGUUUUUCCUUUUUAAUAAAAAUGAUUGCGUAUCAUGAAAACAAAUGAUUGCGUAUCAUGAAAACAAACAGGAGGAAGCAUUAAAGUAAGGCGUGUUUAUGAUCUAAUUUUGGAUGACAUUUUGAGAUGAUUGUAAUACUGGGCCCAGAUUUUCAAGAGUCAACAAAAUAUAAAGAUCCAAAGUAGCUAUUAAAACUAGAAAAUAUAUCACAACUGUUUUACCACAAUAUUUCUUGUAAAUUGUUUGUUCCUUUUUUGUCAUGUUUGUUUCUUUUUCAUGUCACAAAUUUCUAAUUGUAUUAAUGAAAAGUUGUGUACACUUUGAAAUAAAGUAUGUGCGUUGUCGUGUGUCCUGUAACUUAUACGAUCUGUUUCCUCUCACAAUCAGAGAAGAUCAUUAAAAAAUCGCCUCCCCUGAUUGAAAUCACUCAAAGAAGGGCUUCCUAGCAGGGUACACUCUACGGGUAAUAGUAAAAUCUUAAAUGUCUCGGAACCAAUGGAUCCAAAGAACAGGCCCAUGAACUCAUUCACUCAUGAAUGAUUGUUCAUUAGAGGUGGUUUGGUUAGUAUUCCAUUUUGAAAAGUUAAGUACAUGCCAUUGUAUAAACAACAACAAAAAUACUAUGCAGUCCUUUUUUUGUUGGUCUUGCUGGAGCUAUAAAUUUGAAAAAAAUAGGUAGUUGAAUUUGACAAAUUGCAUGUUAUUUGUAAAAGCUAAUAAUGUAACCUGUAAAUUCUUGUGAAAAUACAUGUAACAGCAAAAAAAGUACAUCUAGUCCUUUUGCAAAAUGAAUCAUCAAUAUCAGUAGGUUUCUUAUUUAAUGUUAAAAGUUCUGACAGUACAGUGCUUGAGAUCUUCUUUCAUUUCUAAAUUAUUCCCGGCUUCUUUUCUUCUGAUAUUUUGUUUCAAUUGUCAAACUAAAAAUCUGUUCAGGUCAUACCUUUUUUCCUGUAUAAAAGACAUAUGUUACUUUGUGAAAAGUCUUGUUAUACUGACAUGUAUAACAAGCACACGGAAAUUGAGACUUAAUAUAAAAAAAAUCUUGCACCAGAUUAUUUAUUGGUAUAAUGGAAUCUUGAAGUUGUUCAGGACUGUAAAAAUGAUUGAUGAGUAAGGUCUAAAAUAUGGUUACAUGCUGUCACUAUUUGGAGAAUAUAAUCCUGAUAUCUGAUGGUUACAUUUCUAAUUUUACAGCUUUUGUUCAUAUUGGGAACUUUUCAUCGAUACACGGAGGAUUCACCUUCAUUGCAGGCAGAGAUCUUGCUUCAUCGGAAAGGAAUAAAGUUCUAACUGAAAGCCUCAAACAUAUCCGGAUCCGAAAGAAAUGCAGAUCAACCUGACUGGAUUCCUCAACCCAAAGAAUGCCCGUACCUUCAUGCAUGAGUUGUGGGAGCUUUUAUGCAGUGCUCAGGAGAACAUUGGUGGGAUUCCAGAAAAGUUCAUUGCGCAGAAAAAAGAGGAAAUUAAAAAAAGACAAGCUGAAAAAGAACGUAUCCAAGCCAGUCUAAAGAAAAGUGAAGAACAAAUCAAGGAGGCAUUAAUGAAGGAAAGAAAGGAACAAGAUAACAAGGAAAAAGAAAGAUCUCCAUCCCAUAGGAAAUCAAGAAGCACCUCACCUAAGGCAAAUAGAAGUAGCAAUGAUAAGAAUGACUCUGAAAAUAAGGAACCAGUAUCAGAGUUGUUGGAUGGAAAAGAUGUAGCACCAUCAGAGACAAAAGCACAGGAAAAUGGAGAGAAAGGAGACGAUAAGGAAAAAGAUGUUUUAAAUCAUAAGGAUGGUGAAAAAGAAGUGGUGAAAGAGGAAAACAAGGAACCAGAAAAGAAAAAGAAGUCCCGUAGUCCAAGCCAGAGUCGCAAAAAAAGAUCAAGAUCCAGGUCUGGUGAUCGUCACAGGCGAAGGAAAUCUAGGUCAAGAUCAAAGAGGCGAUCACCAGGGAGAAAAAGGUCCAGAUCUCGAUCCAGACGUAGAUCACCCCGCCGUUCGAGACCAUCACCAAGGCGCAGAACAUCCCCGUAUCGCAGAAGAGGGUCAUCUCCAAGGCGACGGCGGUCACCAUCACCAAGACAUCGCAGAAGGCCAUCCCCACGGAGAUCUCCUUCACCAAGACGUAGGUCCCCUCGACGACGAGCUGUAUCACCAAGAAGGGAAAGGUCACCAAUUCGAAGGCGUCCCAGCCCAGACCGUAAAAAGCGUGCCCCAAGCUCUGGCUCAUCCAGUGGAUCAGAAGACUCAUCACCGCGGAAACCAUCUGGGAGACAAUCUUCUUCUCCUGAAAAGGAGGAAAGUAGUGCUGAAAAUGCUGAUUCUCCUGGGAAACAAGGGGUACAAAAACGAAGAAAUUAUCGCACACAUGACCCAGAUGCAAAUUCGGACAGUUCCUCCUCUUCAGAUGAUUCCUCAUCAGAGGAUGAAGCCCCAGCUGUAAGAGGUCACGAACGUGAUCAACCACCCUCAUAUGGUCGGUCAAUGCGCAGAUCGGUGUCCAGAGAAAGGAGGCGUCCUUCACCCUAUUCCAGAAGGUAUUCUCCUCCAAGAAGACAAAGUCCAGGUCCCUGGUACGGUAGCAGGAGAAGCCCACCUCGUUAUUCCCCACCCUGGCGACAGUAUCGCAGAUCACCUUCACCGCCUCCUCUAAGGAUGGACAGACGUAGGAUGGGCCACUCUCCCUCAAGAUCUCCACCACCAUACCAGGGUAGAAGGAUGAGGUCACCACCAGGUAGAUUCAGUGACGAGAUGAACAGAAGAAGAAUGUCUCCUCCUGAACGACGUCACCAGUACUCUCCUUCACCACCACCUCAACGCCGUAGAAGAAUGUCCCCUGACUCACCUCCUCCUCGUCAGAGGAGAAUGCCACCUGAGGACUCUCCCCCCCGUCGGCGGAGAAGAAAUUUAUCCAAUUCCCCAGAACCUGUCCGAUGGCAUGCUGACAGGGAAGAAUCUUCUACUUCGCCUCCGCCAAGGCUGAAGAAGGAACGUUCCCCACCACCUAGAGGAAGAAGAAGGUCACCAGAUUCACCCCCAAGGAAAAAGAAAAUUAUCCCCAAAAAAGAAAUGGUGUCUGAUUCAGAUUCUCCUCCACAACUGUCAAGAGAACAAAAUUCUGAAUCUGAAUCAUCAUCUGGGUCACCAGAGCCUCCACCAGAAAGGAGGAAAGGAAAACGCUCCAGGUCUAUGUCUGGAUCUCCCUCACCACAACGUAUGGCACGAAGGAAGCCAUCGCCAUCACCGCAGCGAAGAAGGAACAGAGAGCUAGGAUCACCAGAGCAAAGGAGACGUAAACAAGACUCUCCACCACCCAAAUUGAGGAAGACCGAUACAUCAGAGGAUGAAUCUUCGUCAUCAGAAGGAGAGGAGUCUUCAGACUCUUUUGCUCCUCCACCUCAGACAAAACGUUCUAGAAAGUCUUUGUCUCCUGAUAUGCAUAGAUCACCUGCUCUUAGAAGAAAACAAAGAUCUCCUUCCCCUGAGGUGCAACAAAGACAAAGACAUUCACAGGAAGCUAAGUCACGUUCCUCUUCCACCCAAGGUCAAAAGAAACGUAUGCAGAUGUCACCCAGCCCUUCACCAUCCCCUCCAGCAAAGCGCCGUGAUUCUCGCUUAAGGGAUUCUCCAGAGAGAAACAGACAUGUAGGACAAUCUCCUAGUCACAGAAGAAAGCAAUCCAGAUCUCCUACCAGACAAAGGAGAAAGCAAUCUUCAUCGCCACCUCCACAAAAGAGGAGACAACCUGAAUCUUCUAUCCGACAAAGGAAAAGACCAUCAGUAUCUCCACCUCCGCAGAGGAGGAGACCUUCAGUAUCUCCACCUCCACAGAGAAGGAGACCUUCAGUAUCUCCGCCUCCACAGAGAAGGAGAUCAUCUGUGUCUCCACCUCCUCAACGGAGGAGACCAUCUGUGUCUCCACCUCCACAGAGAAGGAGAUCAUCUGUGUCUCCACCUCCACAGAGAAGGAGACCCUCUUUGUCUCCUCCUCCUCAACGGAGGAGACCCUCUGUAUCUCCGCCUCCACAGAGGAGAAGGCCAUCUGUAUCUCCACCUCCUCAGAGAAGAAGACCAUCCGUAUCUCCACCUCCUCAAAGAGGGAGGCCAUCGGCAUCUCCAGCACAAAGGGGGAGACAUUCUGGCUCACCAACUAGACAAAGGAGGAGACGACAGUCUGAGUCUCCACCUCAAAGGAGAAAGUCAUCUGUUUCUCCUGCUCAACGAGGAAGACCAUCCCCCUCUCCUCCCAAUAAAAGAGGUAAACAAACCCGUUCUCCUGCCACUAGACAACAAUGGGAAUCACCAUCUCCUGAUGCUCCACGUAAGAGGAGGAGCAGGCCUUCACCUAGUCCAGAACCUGUCUCUAGAUCAAGGGGAGAUGAAGGCAGACUGGGUCAGAAAAGGGAUUACAGAGAUGAAGAUAUUCAAAGGACCAUCACUAUUAACCAAGGCAAAAGAGAUUUUGAUAGAGAAAUUUCUCCUGAUUCCCAGCCAGGCAGGGAUGGAGGUUAUGUGGAUAACGAGGACAUUCAGAAGAGGAGGAUCAAGGACAAGAGCCCACCAACAGGAAGUGACUUUGAGGGAUCAGAUGAAGGUGCAGGCAAAAAGAAGAAGAAAAAGGAAAAGAAAAAGCACAAGAAACACAAGAAGCACAAGAAACACAAGCAUAAGAAAAAUAAGGAGGGUGAAAUUGAAGAUGAGGCAUCUGACAGUGAGGAUGACAAUGCUGAGAUGGAGGAGAGAAAAUUGAGGGAGCGUGCUUUACAGUCCAUGCAGAAGGCCAAGGCAUCUGAAUCCUCAAACUGAUCAUCACACCCAUACAUGUGGGAGUUAGAUGAUUAUCUAGUGCAAUUGCUAUAAACCUAUCCUAAAAAUAUUUCAUCAAACUGAAUUUCUAUUUUCUCAUCUGAACAAACACAUUAUACAAGUGUUCAUUUCAAGGUCAACGAAUAGCAAACAUGAGAUGGUAUCAAUCAUUGUGAACAUUUGACAGUGUUGAUAUGCUUUUAAAUUGAAAUAUGAGGUUUCAAUACUUCCUGUCCCGACAACAAUAUAAGAUUUGAGUGCUUUAGUGUGCAACCGUUUCCUUCAUGAGUUAUUCAGCUAUUGAUAUUCAUUAGUUGUGUAGAUGGAUGCUGUUUUACUUAAUUUACCAUCCACCCCAAGAAUUUGAACAGUGAAUGCAUGUUCGACAAAGUGCAUCAAAUGCAAAACGUACAUAACUUUUAUAUCAUUUGAAAUCAUGUAGAUUUAUAAUGUACCAAAAUAUGGCUUUUAAUUAGUAGAGCAGUAUCUCUAAGAGUUCUGCAGAAACUAUAGGGUGUUUACUGUGUAUAUGUAUUGAUGCAUCAUUUGGUGUCUCAUUACCAUUAUGUUAAUGAUAAUUUGUUGCUAUACAUUUUAUGAAAUAAUUGUAUAUAAUAUAGAAAAAAAAACCUUUGAUAACAUAAUUGUGGCAAACAUGAAAAAAUAAAAUUUGUGUGACCUUAA
Messenger RNA from Ylistrum balloti, 6490 nucleotides. Its product is annotated as serine/arginine repetitive matrix protein 1-like. Gene Ontology annotation, biological process: mRNA processing; regulation of mRNA splicing, via spliceosome. The record is from RefSeq and is a predicted model, not a curated record. The transcript has 13 exons. Gene Ontology annotation, molecular function: RNA binding. Bases 2342 to 5806 code for a protein of 1154 amino acids. NCBI's taxonomy places the organism in Eukaryota, Metazoa, Mollusca, Bivalvia, Pectinida, Pectinidae. Gene Ontology annotation, cellular component: spliceosomal complex.